AUGUCUCUCCCCACCAAACGCUCUGCCACUGCUGCUGCUCCCACCACCACAUUCUCCGCCGCCGCCGGCUCCUCCAGUUUCCCGCCGAUGAAGAAGGCUAAGUCUCAGGCCGUCUCCGCCUGCUCCCCUGUUGAUCCCUCCUCCAACAAAAACGGCCUCCACCACUUCACCGCUCCUAAUUCCGACGAUAACGAUAUCCUCUUCGAGCCUUCCUCCAUGGCCCUCGACGAUGAGCCUAAGCUCGUUGACGCCGUUCCUCCCACCGCCGCUAAUUUGUCACGCAAAAAGGCCAUCCCUCCCCAGCCGGCCAAGAAGCUUGUCAUCAAGCUCCUUAAAGCUAAACCCACAUUGCCUUCCAACUUCGAGGAGGAUACAUGGGCGAUGCUGCAGUCAGCAAUUAAAGCUAUAUUCUUAAAGCAACCAACUUCUUGUGAACUGGAGAAACUUUAUCAGGCUGUCAAUGAUCUUUGUCUGCACAAGAUGGGGGGAAGUUUAUAUCAGCGUAUUGAAAAGGAAUGUGAAGCACACAUUUCUGCAGCCCUACAAUCCUUGGUUGGCCAAAGCCCAGAUUUGCUAGUCUUUUUAUCACUCGUUGAGAGAUGCUGGCAAGACUUCUGUGACCAGAUGCUGAUGAUUCGGGGGAUUGCGCUGUAUCUGGAUAGAACAUAUGUUAAACAAACCCCCAAUGUGCGAUCUCUAUGGGAUAUGGGAUUGCAGCUUUUCCGACGACAUCUUUCAUCAUCUCCUGAAGUUGAGAACAAAACAGUAAACGGCCUUCUGCAGAUGAUUCAGAGAGAACGAUUAGGUGAAGCAGUUGAUAGGACACUGCUCAACCAUCUUCUUAAGAUGUUUACAGCUCUUGGAAUUUAUCCAGAGAGCUUCGAGAAACCUUUCCUUGAAUGCACUUCUGAAUUUUAUGCUACUGAAGGCAUGAAGUACAUGCAGCAAUCAGAUGUUCCAGAUUACUUGAAGCACGUCGAGAUAAGGUUGCAUGAGGAGCAUGAAAGAUGCUUACUUUACCUUGAUGCAAGCACUAGGAAGCCUCUAAUAGCAACUGCGGAGAGGCAGCUUCUUGAGCGGCAUAUAUCCGCUAUUCUUGAUAAGGGUUUCAUGAUGCUGAUGGAUGGGCAUAGAAUUGAAGAUCUCCAGAGGAUGUACUCCUUGUUCUUGAGGGUCAAUGCCCUUGAAUCAUUAAGGCAGGCCCUUAAUUCAUAUGUUAGGAAAACUGGGCAGGCCAUCGUUAUGGAUGAAGAGAAGGACAAGGACAUGGUUCCAUCCCUAUUAGAAUUUAAGGUGUCUCUGGACCGAAUAUUGGAAGAAAGCUUUGCCAAGAAUGAAGCAUUUUGCAAUACCAUCAAGGAUGCUUUUGAGCAUCUGAUUAAUCUUCGCCAGAACCGUCCAGCAGAGCUGAUUGCUAAGUUUUUGGAUGAGAAGCUUCGUGCCGGGAAUAAGGGUACUUCUGAAGAGGAGUUGGAGGGUAUACUUGAUAAAGUUUUAGUUUUGUUUAGGUUCAUCCAGGGGAAAGACGUUUUUGAAGCAUUUUACAAGAAGGAUCUUGCAAAACGACUAUUGUUGGGGAAAAGUGCGUCCAUUGAUGCUGAGAAAUCUAUGAUAUCUAAGCUCAAAACUGAGUGCGGGAGCCAAUUCACUAAUAAGCUUGAAGGGAUGUUCAAGGAUAUUGAGCUAUCUAAGGAAAUCAAUGAGUCUUUCAAACAGUCGUCUCAAGCAAGAACGAAACUUCCAUCAGGAAUCGAGAUGAGUGUCCACGUCUUAACAACUGGUUACUGGCCCACGUACCCGCCAAUGGAUGUCAGGCUUCCUCACGAACUGAAUGUCUACCAGGAUAUUUUCAAGGAAUUUUACCUGAGCAAACACAGCGGGAGGCGAUUAAUGUGGCAGAAUUCCUUAGGUCAUUGUGUAUUGAAAGCCGAGUUUCCAAAGGGGAAAAAAGAGCUUGCAGUAUCUCUGUUUCAGACUGUGGUUUUGAUGCUGUUCAAUGAUGCACAAAAUCUCAGCUUUCAAGAUAUCAAAGAUGCUACCGGUAUAGAGGAUAAAGAAUUAAGGAGGACCCUCCAAUCCCUCGCAUGUGGGAAAGUUCGGGUACUGCAAAAGACACCGAAAGGAAGGGAUGUUGAAGAUGGCGAUUCAUUUAUGUUCAAUGAGACAUUCACUGCCCCACUCUACCGCAUAAAGGUUAAUGCUAUCCAAAUGAAGGAAACCGUGGAGGAGAACACAAGUACCACUGAAAGAGUAUUUCAGGAUCGUCAAUACCAGGUUGAUGCUGCAAUUGUUCGGAUAAUGAAAACGAGGAAGUUGUUGAGUCACACUCUCCUUAUCACUGAACUUUUCCAACAGCUGAAGUUCCCAAUAAAGCCGGCGGACUUGAAGAAGAGAAUAGAGAGCCUGAUCGACCGGGAGUACUUAGAGAGGGACAAAAACAACCCCCAACUAUACAAUUACCUGGCCUAA
This is a messenger RNA of Linum trigynum, 2469 nucleotides long. Lineage: Eukaryota; Viridiplantae; Streptophyta; Magnoliopsida; Malpighiales; Linaceae. The record is from the annotation of a GenBank genome assembly.